Messenger RNA from Culex pipiens pallens (northern house mosquito), 1771 nucleotides. Its product is annotated as protein toll-like. The coding region runs from base 349 to 1632 and encodes 427 amino acids. Gene Ontology annotation, molecular function: transmembrane signaling receptor activity. Gene Ontology annotation, cellular component: membrane. Lineage: Eukaryota; Metazoa; Arthropoda; Insecta; Diptera; Culicidae. Gene Ontology annotation, biological process: toll-like receptor signaling pathway; immune response. The record is from RefSeq and is a predicted model, not a curated record. The transcript has a single exon.
CUUCCUCCGAACCCUCUGCCAUGGGACAUCUGGUACCAAAAAUGCCACGAACAUUAAUUUCCGUGGUAAUGGCGCCACAAUUCGCUCAACAUCCAAACUGUACUGACAAAAGAAGAACAAAACUCACACUUACCGAGACAUUCCACCUGUUAUCAGUGAUUCAGAAAACCCACAUCAAUCAAAUUACUAUAAACAAAUCGCGAACCGAGCACGUAGCGGCACUGCGGGAUGCAUCACCCGUGCAGCACGUUUCGAGAACUCAGUGCAUCGACAGCCACAGCAUCGCGAUAACCUUCCGUGUCAAUUCCGGCGUCGUCGGUUAGAGUGAUUCAUCCCGCGCGCGCGAGAAUGAAGCUGUUCUGGUCGAUUGUUUUGUUUUGGGUUGGAAUCUUCGUGAGUGGAGAGAGACUGAACGAAAAUGCUACCAACUACUGGAGUGAAUUGUGUCCGAAGGAGUGUCGCAGUUGCCGGAUUGAUCAAACCAGACGAAAUCUUACUAUAGAUUGCUCAAAUAGUUUACUUGAGGAAGUUCCGUUGAUUUCCAGAGAGAUAUCGCUCAACUCAUCAUCCGUUACGCUGGAUGUCCGUAACAACUCAAUACGGGUCAUUCCAGCAGUUGAAGAUAACCCAGGAUUUGGACUGAUCAAUAAACUCUUACUCGAUGGUAAUGAGAUUGAUGCUUUGAAUGUUGCUAGUUUACAUGCAAAUUUGUCCUUCGUAUCCAUGACCUACAACAAGCUACACCAACUUGAAGAUACUUUCGUGGACCAUGCCCUCAAAAUCAAAACUCUUCGUGAGAUUGUCCUGAUAAACAACUCUUGGCCUUGUGAAUGCCAUCUAGCAAAGCAGAUGGUUCGUCUGGGCACAAAGUUCAAGCAGUUCCGCGUCCCAACCUGCACCUCCGGUCAACGCCUCAUCGACCUCAACCGAUCGUGCAUAACCAAGGUCAUGUUCCUGAUGGUACUAGGAUCCGUCCUGUUCACCCUAACCAUCACCUUCUCCGCCCUGUACAUCCGGCACCGUCACUCCAUCAAAGUCCGGCUUUUCUCACUGCAAAUCUGCCUCGGAUUCGUUAGCCACGAGGAACCCGAUGCCGCCCUGCUUCCCUUCGACGCCUUCAUCUCCUACUCCCACCGGAACGACCAGUUUAUCGUCAACGAGCUCAUCCCCACGCUCGAGAAAGCCCCCCAUUCCUACAAGCUGUGCAGCAUCCUCACGCAAAACUUCAUCCCCGGCGAUCCAAUCCCAACCGAGCAGUUCGAGCAGGCCAUCCGAAGCUCGCGCCGCACCAUCAUCUACAUCACCAAGCAGUACCUCCAGUCCCAGUGGACGCUUACGAGCUUCCGGACAACGUUCGAGUCCGCCCUAACCCGGUCUCGCCUGAUCGUGAUCCUCGCCGAGGACGUGGAAAAGUUUGACGAACUGCGGACGUCACUGCGCAGCAAGACUCUGCUCGAGCGGGACGACCCGUUUCUGUGGCAAAAGUUGCUGUACGCGAUGCCCCAUCGGAGUGCCGCGCUGAUGAGGAAGCACCGGCGGGAACAGAGCGAGAGAACGCGCAAACAGACGGAACUGCUGCGGGAGAAGAACCGGGCGAGGGAGGCGAAACGGUUGGCGGAUGUUGUGCUGUGAAAUUUUAGAGUUAAUAUGCCUUUUGAAUAAGAUUUAAAUGUAUCCUAAAUAUAAUGCGUCACUUCAUUGAAUCCACUCCCAUUCACUAAAUCAGAAAAAAAAACCAAAAGGGCAUAUCUAUUAGGAUGUAACAAAAAUG